AUGAAUGAUAAAGCAUCAUACUCUUGUGAUAACCCUGAACAAUGCAAAGUCAUUAUUCCACCAGAAAUGAAUGAAGUUUACUAUCCCUUAGAUGGUAUGUCUCUUAUAGUUCAGACAGACUCAUUGAGUAUUACUAUAAAUCAAAAUACAACUAUUUCUAAUUUGAAAAUGAUAACCGACAACUCCAUUAGUCACAACUCAAUUGAGAUUUAUCAUGACGAUGGAUUUGAUAAUGUUAUUAUGGUUAUAGAUUCUAUUACUAUUGAUGAACAUGUUCAAACGGAUUCUAACCAACAGACUUAUCACCAAUUGUCAUUAUAUACUAAUACCUUUUUGAAGCAAGGGAAUGAUAAGUUAGAUGUUGUUAUAUCAUCAGAUACAUACUGUGCAAUUGACUCUUCUUCUAUAAAUCUCAUGGAUGUCUUUGGAGUGGUAAAUGUGACUGGUCAGUCGGUCAUUACAAAAUUAAUCAGUAAUUCAGAGUCUUCAAUUUAUUUGGACCAACAAUCUAUUAUUGAUGAUUUAGUCUAUAAAACAAGUAUUCCUUCUAUUCAGUGCAACCAAAUUCCACAAAUAAGAAAAAUAGAGAUUAUUGGAGACUCUGAUGAUUUGAUGAUAAUCAAGAGUCAGCAAAAGAUUGAACAAGUUCCUAACAUAAUAUUACUUUUCUACAAUUCUCUUGAAGAAUGGUACAUACACAAGGAUAUUCCAAAUAAUAAACAACAACUUGUAGUUGGAUGUGAUAAUUCUGAGUUGCAUGUGAUAAGUUCAAAUAAAACAAUCAAUUGCAAAAUAAAAGAAUGUUAUAAUUCUUUAGAAUGUUUGACAGAUGAAUAUACCACUGAGAAAGAAAUUCAGAGUGUUAAGUUAAUUAUUACUCAACCAAUGACUAUUACAGCAUUACCAAAGAAAAUAAGUGAAGUAGAAAUAAAUUAUGAAGGGGAAGAGUUAAUAACCAUAGACUCUCUUUCUCUUCAGAAAGUUCAUAUAAUUAAAGGAAAUGGAGUUAUUACCAAUUGUAUAAUAGAGCAAUUUGUUAAUGAUGAUAGAGCUGAAAUAAUUAAUUCUACUCUCAGUAAUUUAGUUUCUGAAAAAAGUAAACAUAUUCAAUUAAAUUCUGCACAUAUUGGAGAGUUCAUGGAUAUUACAGACACAGAAGUUAUGAUAAAAGGUACAAUACAGUUUGAUAGUCAGAAUGAAGGAAGAAUUAUAUUUAGUAAUGACUAUAUUAGUGUUGAAGAGUCAUGUUCUAUAGUUAGUAAUGGAAAGUAUUACAUCAUUAUGGAUGAUAAUGCAAUAACUAUACGUAGUUCAUAUAACCCAAUAUGGAAGGGAAGUGAUUCUUCAUUUUUAAUUCAAAGAAAUAAUCAAAUUCAGUCAAGAAAUCAAGAUGGUUGUUUGAUGCUCAUUUCAACAGAAACUCCUCAUUCUAUUGUUUUUGAUGGAGAAGAAAAUGACAGAGAUGGAACUGAACAAAAAAUUGUAUUGGAUGAAGAUGGAGUUGGAUUAUAUCUUUGUGAUUUACAAGAAAAAGCACACUCCGUUGAUAACAACUAUUAUGCAAUCAUCAAUGAAUUCAAUUCACUCCAAUUCAAACAGAAAUAUGAGUUAUCGUCAUUUAUCAAGUGUUAUAUUCCUAUCCUUAGUACUCAUCAAUAUUAUCUCAAUGACAUUGAGUGUAAUUGUCAUAAAGAUUCUAAUUGUGCUUUUAUUUUUGAAGAUCAAGAACAAAUAACAUUACAUAUUCCAUACACAACUCGAACAAUCCCAUUCAUUUCUGCUAACUCAAUUCAUUUAAAUUGUUCUAAUGAAAUAGAAAUUGGAGUUUUAUCAGUUUCUAAUAUGAGUAUUGAUUCAACAAUACAAAUAGAUGUAUUGUAUCAUCAAAGUGGUGAACUACAAUUAUCUAACGGGGAUAUUUAUGUUGUUAAAUACCUUACAUCUUCAGUACAACAAAAAAGAGUUAUUAUAGAUAAUAACGCAUCAGUGAUUAUUGGAGGAUAUCUUGAUAAUGUUGUUAUUUCUAUUCAAAACAAAUGUUCAUUAGAAAUAGAAGGAAUUUAUUUUACCACACAACUUAUUCAAUGCCAAAUAGAAAUUGCACAAAAUGCAAUGUUUUUUUCAAUGGAGAAUGACCAUAUUGAUUUGGUUCAUUCACUCAUUAAAAUGAAUUAUCCAAAUGAACACGCAAUUGCUUUAUCUUCAAGUGUAUCGUUCAAAGAAACUACCUUAACUCUUCAAACAAAUGUACGAUCAAAAAUUGAUUCACAGAAGUACGGGUAUGUUUUAUACUCUCCAAAUGGAUGGAAUGAAACAAUUAUUGAUUCGGUUGUGCUAAAUGAUGGAAAAAAAGAAACUUCUCUUCAUUUAGAAGAUGCAUGUGACUUUACAUGGAAAAUAAUGCAAGGAGAAUUAGAUUCAAUAAAGUGUUUGCGUAGUCCAUUCAACAUUUAUAGAAUUUCUAUGAAUGAACCAAUUCGAUGGAGAAAGCAAUAUCAUUCAUGGGAUUUAUUUUUCUUAACAGGCUCAGUAAUUUUUGUGUUAGGAUUUCUUGGGGUUAUUGGAUAUAUAUUUUAUUUUUCAUUACAACCAACAAAGUCUCAUUCAUUUAAUGAGUAA
This is a messenger RNA of Entamoeba nuttalli P19, 2619 nucleotides long. RefSeq lists its product as hypothetical. Lineage: Eukaryota; Evosea; Mastigamoebida; Endamoebidae. The record is from RefSeq and is a predicted model, not a curated record. The transcript has a single exon. The coding region runs from base 1 to 2619 and encodes 872 amino acids.